Messenger RNA from Trichoderma citrinoviride, 1632 nucleotides. RefSeq names its product general substrate transporter. The record is from RefSeq and is a predicted model, not a curated record. NCBI's taxonomy places the organism in Eukaryota, Fungi, Ascomycota, Sordariomycetes, Hypocreales, Hypocreaceae. Gene Ontology annotation, molecular function: carbohydrate:proton symporter activity. Gene Ontology annotation, biological process: transmembrane transport; carbohydrate transport. Gene Ontology annotation, cellular component: membrane. The coding region runs from base 1 to 1632 and encodes 543 amino acids. The transcript is spliced from 5 exons.
AUGACCGUCCUCACCUCACCUCUGGCCAGCUAUAAUGUGGCCAACAAGCUGUACAAAGCCACUCUGCUCAACACCGUCUGCCUGGUGGCCGGACUGUCAAUCUUCUUCUUCGGUUAUGACCAGGGAUUAAUGGGCGGCGUCAACACGACGCGUGACUAUGCCGAGCGCAUGGGCUUCGGCCACUGGGACGAAGACCAGAACAUUGUCGUCGUCGAUAAACCCCUUCUGCAAGGCGGUAUCGUGGCCGUCUACUAUCUCCCUGGAACGCUUUGCGGCUGUUUGCUCGGUGGAUGGCUUGGUGAUCGAUAUGGCCGUAUCAAGACAAUCGCCAUUGCCUCUGCGUGGAGUGUUUGCGCAGCUGCCCUGCAAGCGUCAGCGAUGAAUGCGAACUGGAUGUUUUGCGCCCGCGUACUGAACGGCGUCGGCACUGGAAUCCUGAACGCAAUCACGCCUGUGUGGGCAACUGAGACUGCUGCUCACACUUCUCGAGGCCAAUUCGUCUCAAUCGAGUUUACCCUAAAUAUCCUCGGUGUCGUUGUGGCCUACUGGCUGGAAUUUGGCACGUCAAAAUAUCACGACAACACAUCUUCCUUCAUCUGGAGAUUCCCCGUCGCCUUCCAGAUUCUUCCUCUCAUCCUUCUUUUCAUCAUCAUCUGGAUCAUGCCCGAAUCACCCCGCUGGCUCGUCAAAGUGGGCCGCGAAGAGGAGGCUCGCUUCAUCCUUGGUCGUCUCCGUGGUGAUGAGGGUGAGGACCGUCUCAAAGCGGAGGCAGAGUACAACGAUAUCAUCAACAUCCACAAGCUGGAAGUAGAUACCGCCAAGCAGCAGAGCUACCUCUCCAUGUUCUUCGGUAUCGGCUCUGGCAAGUUACAUACUGGCCGGCGUGUCCAGCUUGUCAUCUGGCUCCAAAUCUUGCAGGAGUGGAUUGGUAUUGCGGGAAUCACCAUCUACGGCCCUGAGAUCUUUACGAUUGCCGGCAUCAGCUCAAAGGACAGAUUGUGGGUCAGCGGCAUUAACAAUAUCACAUACAUGUUCGCCACUUUGAUCUGCGUCUUCACCAUCGAUCGCAUCGGUCGUCGUUGGACGCUAUACUGGGGAGCCGUUGGUCAGGGUGUUUGCAUGUUCGUCGCCGGUGGUCUCGCUCGAGCAACCAUCAAUGCGCAAGGCGAAGCCAGCCAAAGCCACAUUGGCGGUGCUGCAACAUUCUUCGUGUUCCUCUACACAGCAAUCUUCGGUGCCACGUGGCUUACAGUUCCCUGGCUGUAUCCGGCCGAGAUCUUCCCUCUGCAAGUCCGAGCCAAGGGAAACGCCUGGGGUGUCGUUGGCUGGUCCAUUGGCAACGGCUGGUGUGUGCUUCUGCUUCCUACCAUCUUCAAGGCACUCAACGAAAAGACACUAUACAUUUUUGGCGCCGUCAAUGCCCUAUCCAUCGUCGUCGUGUGGGCUCUGUAUCCCGAGUCCAACCAGCGAACAUUAGAGGAGAUGGACCUUGUCUUUGCUAGCGACAGCAUCUGGGCCUGGGAGGCUGAGCGAAACUUUGCCAAACUCAAAGCUGAGAACCCUGAUCUUGUUCAGGGCUCAACAAACCACGGAGUUGUAGACAUUGAGCAAGUUGCCGAACCAAAGGAGUAG